UAGAUAGGCGCCGCAGUCAGGGAUCGUCAUCGUCACCAUCAUUACCGAGCUUCGCACCGCAUUCGUCCCUUGAUCAGUAGUGGGCAUACACCAUCGGCAGAGGGAAACCAAAGCCGUGCACUCGAGGAGACGUCUAGCUAGCUCUACGUUCUCCUGCAUCUAUGUCAUCGUCGCCUCCGCCCCUGCGGCAGCCAUCGCGGCACCCGCCACCAGUCGGCCUCGGAAGAACGCCGGGGUUUGGCCGAGACGUGCCGCGCUACGCCGGUGAGCUGUCACCGUUUCUCGAGCACGCGUUCCUGUCGCCUGGCACUUCGAGUACCGCCUGGUUGGCCGCGGCGUCGUCCCAAGCGUCGCCGAAGCCUUCUGCGUCAAGUUUAUCCGCGAAUGCACCCCAAAGUAGUUCGGACAUCGACCCGCUUCACGAGUCAUCUGGGGAUCCCGAUAGCGGCAGCGCUGGCAGCUUCAGAAGACAGAGCAGUGGUGACAGUGGCCCUUCGGCUGGCGGAGAAUCGGCGACCACGACGACGGGCUCAUCGGCACCCCUGGUGACGACCGCCAGGUUGCGCGAGGAUCGCCGGUCAGUCUCACGCCUGAUGAUGGCGCUGGCCAUCUUCUCCGUGAUCUGCUCAACGGUGAUAGCCCUUUCGAUGGUAGUGCACGCACGACUCGACAGCAGGCUGCUCAGCGACCGACGCGGGGGCAGCGCCUCCGACACGACGCCGGAGCUGGAGGUCAGCUUUGAGCCGUCCGGAGAAGGCGCCGGUGCCAAGAAGCACAAGUCCGUGGGCCACAAGUCAAGGCCAGCCCGAAAACGGAACCCCGGAGAAGCCUCGACUCAAAUACAGCCGCACUUCUCGAUUGAGACGCAUGCACCGUUGUCUGUCAAGGCGAAUUCGUCGGCCAGACUCAACAAUCGUUCCACCGGCCAGUCGCUACACGAAACAGUAUCCGCCAGCCAGACUGCUUCCAGUCUUGCCAAGAUUACCAGUUCCAGCUACACCGUCAGCUCGGUCAACGCCACCAGCUCGGCUAACCCCAGUCACACUGUCAGCUCAGCGAGCAAAGAGCCGGCGACGAGCGGCAUCAGCUCCCGCGACGGAGUUCCUGACACGAGCAACGCUGGGAAUGAGGCAGCGUCACCCAAUACUUCAAGCAGGGCGACGACUCAGGUCGUGGAGCUAAAUCUCAGCGAUGCCGGUAAAGGAACCACGCUUGCUGAGGCUCCCAGAACCGAGAAAGUAAUCAUGCCUUCUCUCAAGCGGUGAAUUUGUGGAAGCGCACAGACUACUGUUUAAAGGCUGCCGCAUCGAGGAAGCUGCUUCGAACAAUAUCGUUAGGUUUCACACAAGAGAACAAACAUUUAUAUAGUGGGCGUUUAUUUUCUUAUUUGUAAUAGACUCUUCCGAAAUCUCCAGUAGUAGUGAGACAAACUCAGUCUCCACUGUGGUGCUGUGCGGAUAAGCGGAGAUAAUCACAUUGCUGAUAAUAUUGAUCAUGUAGCUAAAUAAAUAUUAUCGCUGAUCAACUUUCUA
Molecule: messenger RNA, 1532 nt
Organism: Dermacentor albipictus
Lineage: Eukaryota; Metazoa; Arthropoda; Arachnida; Ixodida; Ixodidae
Product: mucin-1-like
Source: RefSeq, a predicted model, not a curated record